Molecule: messenger RNA, 1109 nt
Organism: Racocetra fulgida
Lineage: Eukaryota; Fungi; Glomeromycota; Glomeromycetes; Diversisporales; Gigasporaceae
Source: the annotation of a GenBank genome assembly
ACAUCCAGAGUUAUAAUGAUACAAAUGGAGUACAGUGGAUGGAAUUUUGCAUGCGAAUGGCAGUUAUUAAUAUCUCAAGCUUAUACAACUAUGGCAAUACCGAGAAUUCGUCUCUCAGGUCAACCACAACAACUGAUAUGGAUUUUAAUCAAAUUUUGGAUUUAGAUCCAACAUUUGCUGAAGAAUCUAGGCUCACUUUUGCUGUCAUGUAUCAAUUCAUAUCUAAAUAUCUUGAUUCUAUCUCGUUUAAGGGUGAAGCUGAUGUUUCUGAGGGCUUGCUUCUAUAUUGUGAGAUUGUGUUACUUUGGAUGGUAGCUAAUGAUGUUUUUAAUAAUUUUGUUGAUAAAUCUAAAAAUUGUAUUUGGAGAAAAUUUUUGGACAAAUCUAUUUGUCCUGAUUUUUGGGAAACCUUGGUUCGAUUCCUUACAAAAAUUGCCCAUCAAGUAUCUCCAUUUACCAUAAAAGAAAUUAUAGAAUUUUCAUCAAACAUUGAAGAUUCAAAUUCUGUAGAUCGUCUUCGUCCUCCUCCAUUGACUGAAGACUGGGAAUUACGUGGUAUUUCUUGGCUUCAGUCACUUUAUGAGCCUUAUAUGUUUGAACAUGUACCUAAACCAUAUAUAAAAUUUGUGGAUGAUGACAUUGAGGUUAUCAUAAAUAAUAUUAAUGAUAAUUUGGACCUGAUUUCUGAUCAAGAUUCUAAAAGUCGUCGUAGAGCAAGGAUUAUGGAAUUGGGUUAUCUGUUAACUAAGAAAAUCAUUGGUUUGGAUUUUAAUAUUGAAGAUUUCACUUUUACGUCUUCUUUAAAAUUAGUUGAUGAAAUUUCUGACAAGGAAAAUGAAAAUCCUUUAAAUUUAUAUACUGAUGAUGAUGAAACUAGUCAUGUUACAACGAAAUCUACAGAUUUUGCCGAUAAUGAACACAUUAAAAAUCUUUUAGCCACAACUCGUGAGAGUUUCCGAGGUUCCUCAGCACAAAAAUUUUCGUCAAAGAAUUCCAAAAAGAAUACUUCUCAUACAACGAAAAAGGUUACACCUUCGCCUUCUAGAGUUGCUGCAGGAUAUAGUACAAUUGUAAUCGAUACCAAUUGCCUUAUCGGGGAUCUCAACAUG